Ornithorhynchus anatinus (platypus) is the source of this 2053-nucleotide messenger RNA. RefSeq names its product M-phase phosphoprotein 6 (gene MPHOSPH6). Lineage: Eukaryota; Metazoa; Chordata; Mammalia; Monotremata; Ornithorhynchidae. Gene Ontology annotation, biological process: maturation of 5.8S rRNA. The coding region runs from base 45 to 521 and encodes 158 amino acids. The transcript has 5 exons. The record is from RefSeq and is a predicted model, not a curated record.
GGGCGGCGCGCGGCGGCGGCGGCGGGGCGUGGGUGCGGGGCGCCAUGGCGGCGGAGCGAAAGAGCAAACUGUCGAAGAACCUCCUGCGCAUGAAGUUUAUGCAAAGGGGACUGGACUCAGAAACCAAAAAACAGCUUGAAGAGGAAGAGAAGAAGAUCAUCAGUGAGGAGCACUGGUAUUUGGAUUUACCAGAAUUGAAGGAGAAAGAGAGUUUCAUAAUAGAGGAGCAGAGUUUUAAGGUGUUUGAAGAUCUUCUCUAUGGAAGGAUGUCAUUUAACGGAUUUAAUCCAGAAGUGGAGAAGUUAAUGACCCUAAUGAAUCCGAAGAAAAAGGAGGAAAAAAUUCAGGAUGUAGAAAUGGAGGUUGAUGUGUCAGAUGAAGAAAUGACCAGAAGGUACGAAACAUUAGUAGGAACGAUUGGGAAAAAAUUUGCCAAAAAGAGAGACCGUGGAAAACUUGAUGAUAACGGAAACCUGGGGCCAUCUAAAGCCAAGAAGACGUUUUUAAAACCCCAAGAUUAAAAUAAAAGGAACUCACUGAAGUUGCGAGCGGUUUAGAGGCCCGUUUUGGAACCGUUGUUAAUUUGAUCGUGUUAUGUGAUUAUUGGUCAUGUAAGUUUGUAAUAUGAAAAUAUGCUGUUCCUGAAGCAGGUGUAUGCUGGAUGUUAUACAUCCUCUACUGAGCAGAUUUUAGCUGUGGUUUGGCCUUCUUGGCCUCUAGCUAUUAAGAGGGUACGGUCGCUGCCUAAGCCUUUGAGGAGAGUUGGCAAAGGGAAGUGAUUUGAGCUUGAAAAAAAGAGUGGGAGCUAACUUUUUUUUUGGCUUCAUUCAGUCAGUCCUGUUGAGCGCUUGCUGUGUGCAAAGCACUGGACUAAGCUCUUGGGAGAGGACAGAACCACGGACAGUCCCUGCCCAUAAUGAGCUCGCAGUCCAGAGGGUGAGACGUGUUCAUCCUCUGUAUCAUCACAGCAAGGAUGGUAACUCCAAGUACCAUCCUUCCUGGUCUCCUGAGGUCUAGUGAGAGAUAGUUUGGGAGACCUUGGGUGGGGAUGGUCUCUGCUCACCUACCUGCCUCCACCCCUAUGUUCCCAUGACAACUCUCCUGGCAUCAUAACUGAUAAUGCCCCUGCCAUUGGUCUGAAUUUUUAAGGCUAGAACAGUUUAGGAAACUAACUGUAGACUUUUCGUCUUCCUUCCAAAUUAACCCAGAUGACUCGGUCGUCAAUUUGUGUUGUCAUUUUUAAUCAAGAAUUUAGAGAUUUUAAUAAUGACCUGUGCCAUUUUGACAGGUUCACGACCUCCACCCUUCCCUAUAACCUCCUCGUCCCCACCGCCCCUGUGAUCCCUGUACCCCACUCUGUACCCUGCGAUGCUACUGGGGUUCAGAGUCUCCCCCAGUGUGGGACUUCCAGCGUAGCUGGGGGAGAGAUCUUUGGAUCUCCACCCUUCCCUGUCCCUCUAGUGAAACCUCACUCUCCAUCUUGGUUCCCACUGCAUCAGUCAGUGUGGCCUGCCCCCCACAGCCCCUCAACUUCAACUGUUCCCUGGGCCUUUGGGAGGGGAUGGAGACUGUGCCCUUCCUCCUCUAUGUGGAGUUAGUCUUCUCGCACGGGGGCCAGAGACCCCCGGAUCCUGGUCCAACCCAGAGGGUUUAAUCCUGAGGAAGUGGACCUGUCACAGGAAAGAGGCACGUCCAGAUUCUCAUCCACCACCCGAACAUACCCGCUCCUAGGCAGAUGCCCGGGUAGGUAGGAAGAGGUUCAACAGAAGAGUGAUUCGGGGACUUUCUGAACAAAUGGAAUUGUCUUGGCCCUGUGUCCCAUAUCUGCCUAAUAGAUUCCUUACAGGCACCUUUAGACCCCAGUUAACCUGUGAAUGUCGUUAGUCGCAAACCGUUACCAUUUUUCACAAGGGUUUGGGUUUGAUACUGCUCGGGAAUUAAGUGUUUCAAUGGGAAAUUUUUGCCCUGCUAUCGUAUGAUUGCCCCGGUGUCCUUUUAUAAUUCUUUCAGUGCAAAAGGCAUGCCGUAACUAAAUAAAAACUGUGUCCUUCAA